This is a messenger RNA of Lathyrus oleraceus (garden pea), 2337 nucleotides long. RefSeq names its product pollen receptor-like kinase 3. Bases 164 to 2011 code for a protein of 615 amino acids. Gene Ontology annotation, biological process: protein phosphorylation. The record is from RefSeq and is a predicted model, not a curated record. Gene Ontology annotation, molecular function: protein binding; protein kinase activity; ATP binding. Lineage: Eukaryota; Viridiplantae; Streptophyta; Magnoliopsida; Fabales; Fabaceae. The transcript has 2 exons.
ACCCAAUCCCAAGAAAACAAAAAAACACACAAAUAUCAUUAUCCGACAGAAAAUAAAAAAUCAGAGAGACAGAGAAGAAGAAGAAGAGGGAAACAAACAACCUUAAUCUCUCCGAACAACGGUCCAUUUCUACCCGGAGGACGCUUCAGAUUCCAGGUUACCAAUGGCCGUUGUUCGCUUCCUUAUCUUCAUCCUUCUCAUCUUCCUCUCUCUCCCUUCCCAAUGCAUUUCCAUUACCGAAUCUGAAGCUCUCCUCAAACUCAAACAAUCAUUCACAAACUCACAAUCUCUUUCUUCAUGGGUCCCCAAUCAAAAUCCAUGCUCUUCAAAAUGGGUUGGUGUAAUUUGUUUCAACAACAUCGUCUCGAGUCUUCAUCUCUCUAAUUUAGGCCUUUCGGGUAAAAUUGACAUUGAUUCUUUAUUACAGAUUCCAUCCAUAAGAACCAUAAGUUUCGCUAACAACUCUUUCGAUGGUCCUAUUCCCGAAUUCAAUAAACUCGGUGCUCUUAAAGCUCUUUAUUUAGCACAGAACCAAUUCUCAGGACCAAUUCCUCCACAAUAUUUUUCACAUUUAGCUUCUUUGAAAAAAGCAUGGCUCAACAACAACAAGUUCUCAGGAAAUAUACCAGAAUCAUUAGCAAGCCUUCGUUUCCUCGGCGAGUUACAUCUCGAAAACAACGAGUUCUCUGGUCCUAUCAUAGAAUUAAAACAAGAUAUCAAAUCAUUUGACAUAUCCAACAAUAAGUUACAAGGCCCAAUACCAACUACAAUGUCGAGGUUCGAAGCAAAAUCUUUUGCAGGAAAUGGAGAGCUUUGUGGGAAGCCUCUUGAUAAAGAAUGUGAUCCUGCUCCAAUUUCAAUUCCAACAACACCCGACAGUGGACAAGGUUCUGGAUGGGCUUUAAAGGUUAUUGCCAUUCUAAUUGUUGCAACGGUUGUGGCCGUGUUUUUCACGUUAAUUAAAUCGAAACAACGUAGAGUGGACGAUGAUUUCAGUGUUAUGAGUAGAGAAAAUAAUGAUGAUGUGGUUCAGGUUCAUAUUCCUAGCUCAAACUAUAGUAGAGCAUCAGAAGUUAGUAAAAAAGAAUCUAGGAGAGGUGCUUCAAAGAGUGGUGGAAUGGGUGAUCUUAUAAUGGUGAAUGAUGAAAAAGGUGUGUUUGGUUUACCUGAUUUGAUGAAAGCUGCUGCUGAGGUUUUAGGAAACGGUGGGUUAGGUUCUGCUUAUAAAGCUGCAAUGACUAAUGGCUUAUCUGUAGUUGUCAAGAGGAUGAGAGAGAUGAAUAAAGUUAGUAGAGAUAUAUUUGAUGCUGAGAUGAGACGGUUUGGGAGACUCAGAAACCGUAAUAUUUUGGCUCCUUUGGCUUACCAUUACCGCCGAGAGGAGAAGUUAUUUGUUACCGAAUAUAUGCCCAAAGGAAGCUUGUUAUACGUCUUGCAUGGUGAUAGAGGAUCAAGCCAUGCUGAAUUGAAUUGGCCAACACGUUUGAAGAUUGUGAAGGGAAUUGCACGUGGUUUAACCUUUCUCUACACAGAAUUUGCAUCCGGAGACCUUCCACAUGGAAAUCUUAAAUCAAGCAAUAUACUUCUAACUGAUAAUUACGAGCCGCUUUUAAGUGACUUUGCAUUUCAUCCACUGAUCAACCCAACCUAUGCAGCACAAACAAUGUUUGCAUACAAGACUCCUGAUUACAUGGUCUACCAACACGUUUCACAGAAAACCGACGUUUAUUGUCUCGGAAUCAUCAUUCUUGAAAUCAUUACUGGAAAAUUCCCUUCUCAAUAUCACAGUAAUGGUAAAGGUGGCACCGAUGUAGUUCAAUGGGUUUUCACAGCAAUUUCUGAGAGAAGAGAAGCUGAACUUAUUGAUCCAGAGUUAGCAGGAAACGAGACGGACUCCAUCAAUCAAAUGCUACAACUUGUUCAAAUCGGGGCUGCUUGCACAGAAAGUAACCCUGAACAACGACUUAACAUGAAGGAAGCUAUUAGAAGGAUAGAGGAAUUACAAGUUUAAAGAUGAAUAAAUAUUUUUAUGUCAAUAUGCUAGCUUUUAGUAUGUAACAUUUUCUUUUGUAGGUGAAAGUUACAAACCUAGGAAAGAUUAAUUAAUCACAUUGAUUCAGCAUCUUGACCAAAUAAUCCAGUAUUCAUGAAUGAUCCUCUAAAAGCACAAUACUAUUAAGGAACGUAAAUGGAGGAAGAAAAAAGGGUCACUUCAUAGGGAGAAAAAUUGGAUGCAUGCACGGCUUCAUGAAAGAAUUGGAAUUUUUAUGAAACAAAAACGGCUUCUCAUUGAGAUGUUUUCAAAGUUUUCUCCCUUUGAAGAGUGAAAAAUGUGAA